Molecule: messenger RNA, 2243 nt
Organism: Anastrepha ludens (Mexican fruit fly)
Lineage: Eukaryota; Metazoa; Arthropoda; Insecta; Diptera; Tephritidae
Gene: Mlp60A
Product: muscle LIM protein Mlp84B
Exons: 9
Coding region: 130-1617 (495 amino acids)
Biological process (GO): muscle tissue development; sarcomere organization
Cellular component (GO): Z disc; cytoplasm; nucleus
Molecular function (GO): structural constituent of muscle; actinin binding
Source: RefSeq, a predicted model, not a curated record
GCAACCUUUCAGUUCAUUUGAGAUCGUUGCUAAUCGAGGAAAAGUACUUUGGCGCGGUGCUCCGAAAUAUUUCACAUAGUUUAAUUAAAUUGAAAAAUAAAAAAUAUUCCAGUUAUCUAAGAUACAAAAAUGCCGUUCACACCUGUUGAAACACCAAAAUGCCCAAAAUGCGGCAAAUCCGUCUAUGCCGCUGAAGAGAGAGUAGCUGGUGGUUACAAGUUCCACAAAACCUGCUUCAAAUGCGGAAUGUGCAACAAAGCCUUAGACUCCACGAAUUGCACAGAACACGAAAAAGAACUGUAUUGCAAAAAUUGCCAUGCCCGUAAAUAUGGACCAAAAGGUUACGGCUUCGGAGGAGGUGCCGGGUGUUUGUCAAUGGAUUCUGGAGCACAUUUAAACAGAGACGACAUCGAUGGCGUACGUAAUGGAGCACGCUUAGAGCCGCGAGUAAUAGCUAAAGCUCCAGAGGGACAGGGCUGUCCUAGGUGUGGAGGUUACGUCUAUGCGGCUGAACAGAUGUUGGCACGUGGCAGAGGAUAUCAUAGAAGAUGCUUCAAAUGCUUACUUUGUAACAGAACACUGGACUCUACUAUGCAUUGCGACGGCCCUGACAAAGAUAUUUAUUGCAGAGGCUGUUACGCUCAAAAGUUUGGCGCCAGGGGUUAUGGUCAUUUAGGAAUUUCUUCUAUGGGACUCAUGUCUGACAUAAAAGAUGCCGAGUGGCAAAGUGAUAUGGCACCAAAAGUAGCAGACAUAGAUGUUGGAAAGAUUCAAGCUCGUCCAGGUGAAGGCUGCCCGCGAUGUGGUGGUGUUGUUUUCGCUGCAGAGUUGGUUCUCUCGAAGGGCCGCGAAUGGCACAGGAAAUGCUUCAAAUGCAGAGAUUGCACAAAAACUUUGGAUUCUAUCAUUGCAUGCGAUGGACCAGAUAAAGAAGUUUACUGCAAAACUUGUUAUGGAAAAAAAUGGGGUCCUCAUGGUUAUGGAUUCGCAUGUGGAUCUGGUUUUUUGCAAACAGAUGGAAUGACUGAAGAACAAAUUUCGUCUCAGCGACCAUUUGUGUGCCCAGAUACUACAUCAAUAAAAGCGCCUGAAGGCGAAGGUUGUCCACGUUGUGGCGGAGCUGUUUUUGCAGCAGAACAACAACUCUCAAAAGGUCGUAUGUGGCACAAGAAGUGUUACAACUGCUCUGAGUGUCAUCGCCCGCUAGACUCGAUGCUUGCCUGUGAUGGACCAGACAAAGAUAUCUACUGCAAAGCUUGUUAUGGCAAACGAUUUGGUCCGAAAGGGUUUGGUUACGGACAUGCACCAACAUUGGUGUCAACUUCUGGUGAAUCCACCAUUCAAUUUCCUGAAGGUAAACCAUUGACUGGGGCACGUUCAUCAGGAGGCUGUCCACGUUGUGGAUAUGCGGUCUUCGCAGCUGAGCAAAUGAUUAGCAAAAGCCGAAUUUGGCACAAACGUUGUUUCCAUUGUGCUGAUUGUAGAAAAUCUCUUGAUUCAACAAAUUUAAAUGACGGUCCAGAUGGAGAUAUUUAUUGCAGGGCGUGUUACGGCCGAAAUUUCGGGCCAAAAGGUGUUGGUUUCGGACUUGGUGCGGGCACGCUUACGAUGAUAUAAAGUACUUUUCCAAGUAAAAAUAUGUAUAAAAAAUAUAUGUACAUGUAUGCAUAUAUACAUAUGUACAUAUGAAAGUAAAUCAACAAAAUCAAAAAAACGAAUAUAACGAAAUGCAAACGGCUAUAAUUUUCAGUACGAAGUAGGUAUUAUAUAAUUAAAAUACGACAAGAAUAAACAACGAUCUUUUUUCAACGAAAACUCGCUCUACAAAUUAGUUUACAUCGAGGACGAACGUUAUACUUUUUAUUUAAUUUUUGUGUAUGCGUGGAUAAAUUAAGAUGGAUUUUUUAUUGUUUUUUACAAGUACAUCUUUUACUCGUACAAUUCAUUCAAUAACUCCUUUCCUCAAGUCAUUUAAAGACUGUUCUCUUAGUACCGUGUAUCAAUAAUUUGUAAGAAACGUGUUGAAAUAAGUUACUGAUUGAGUUGAAUGAAUAAAAAUAUGUUUUUAUAAUAUUUUCUGAAUGCAUACUAUACGUGUAUAUAGUUUAUUUAUAAAAACGACAACAAAAUAUAUGUGUACGUGUAAUACAAAAGUUGUCGCCAAGUAUUUAUGUAUAUUAGUGCCAUUUGUAUGAAAAAACUGUGCGUAUUUGAGAACAAAAUAAAGAACGAAAGACCCUAAA